AAAUAAAUUAAUAAAUAAUUUUUUUAAAAAGAGAGAGAGAGAGAGAGAGAGCUGAGGGGUGGAGGAGAGAGGUCUGAAGAAACCUAUAGAAGAGAAAUUGUCCCAAACCUUGUCUGGGGAAAGGGGUUUUUUUUUUGCAUACUAUAAUUCAUGACUUCCUUCUGGGAAAAAAUGAUCAUUCCUGAUAAGCAAUUUCUAAAUGACUUUAAUGGAAUUAAGACUUGUUAUAGAAACUAGUUAUCCACCCAACCUGAUGCCUGUUAGAUACACUCUCAUUUUUAUAGCUCGCCAACGAUUAUGUAACCCUUCUCUUUUCCUAUAUAAACUCUUUUCCCUGAGUGAAACCUGAAAUUGCCCUCUUGCUGUUCCCUUACAGCUAGACUGUAAUAAAGCUUUGAAAUAUACUCAUAACUAAGCUGUCUGAAACUAAAAACCUUUUCAACAGGGAUCUAAUAUAUUAAUUUACAUAGUUUAGAUUUUAAAACUAUUUACAGAUGAUAUGUUAUUACAGUGUUACUAAGUUUAAUUCUUUUUAAAAAUAAAAUGAAAGAAGAAACUCUUCCUUUAAAUAAAUUACUGUUUUCUAUUUACCACGUCUAUAUGGCAUAUGUUUUCUAUAUGUCACGUUUAUAUUAAUCAGUAAAAAUUACGUACACGUUUCCUUUCAAUAUGAUUCUCCAUGAAGCCCAAACUACAUCAAACUAGAAAUCUCCGUAGAUGAAGAGGAAGUCCCUGAGGCCUUACGGACAUAAACUCCAGGAGCCUUAUGGGAAAUGUAGUCUCUGGUGGAUUUCCUCAGAGAACCCUGGGGGGAGGGUCUGGGUGAGUCGCUACUUCCGCACACGCGCAGUGGGGACCUCAGGAAGUGUUUGCGUUCCUCCACGUGUUUCAGUACUGAGCGGUGGGUGAGCUAGAAGGGCUUGAGAGACAGGUGGAGAGCAGAGACCGGCUUCUCAGUUCAUGUGAAGAAAGCAUAAUUGUAGGUAACUCCUAUGCGCGGGGGCAUUUGGCUCAGAGGAAGCGGAGUAAGGGCCGGGCUCCUUUCUGCCCAGGUCUGGCAGGGGCGUGGCGGGCCAGUCUGCGUUGCUGUGCUGUAGGUAGUGUGGCCCGCGUAGGGAGCCCCCGCCUGUGCGUUGAACCGUAACUCAUCUCAUUCCACAAGAUUUCUGACUCGCCGAAGGCAGUAAACCCCUUCAAAGCGGCGGGGAAGAGAAUCAAUACAGCCAGUGCCAGACACUGUUAAGCACAUUAUUUUAAAGUAUUGGCAUUUGUUUAUCACGAUGACUUUGUAAGUGUACUCAUCGUUUUACAGGGAGGUAUGAAGCUGCUUCAACUCACACAGCUAGUUAGUGGAGGAGCGGGUAUUCAAACUCAGUGCCAUUUUACCCAAAUUUCAUUAAUUUUGCAACAUAGCACUUUGCCUAAAACAAAGAGUUAGUUUGUAUUCUUCUUGAGGAGUGAAUGCUAAACGAACUUCAACUUGUGAUCAUUGUUAUUGAGAGAACUCUUGGUGUCUCUGCAGGAAGACUGUGUAAUUGAACCUGAGGGUCCCUCUUGCGUAUUCCUGCCUGUUUUAGUUUCCAGCGGCCCUGGUUAAAAUCUACAAAAAGCCAACCUAGGGCCACAGGAUGGUGAGUUUAAAGAAUCGUGGCCCAACGUGAAGGUUCCUGUUGAAGGAGUGUUGCUUCUCCAUCAGAUUAACCCCGGGAAGAGGCUCUCCUGACCUGUGACGUUUUUACCCCAUUUCAGUUGAGACAAGAAUCAACUUCUGUCUCUACUAUCUAGUGAGAGUAGGGCUUGACUCAUGGCAUUACAUGGAUCAGUGACAUUCCAGGAUGUGGCUGUGGACUUCACCCUGGAGGAGUGGCAGCUGCUGGGAUAUUCUCAGAGGAAGCUGUAUUGGGAUGUGAUGCUGGAGAACUUUAGAAACCUCAUCUCAGUGGGGUGUCCAGUCACCAAAACAAAAGUGAUCUUCAAGGUGGAGCAAGGACAAGAGCCAUGGAUGGUGGAGGGAGAGAACCCACAUUGGCGCUCUCCAGAAGUUAUCUGCUUACUUGAUGAUGAGCUAGAGGGACAGGAAGGAGAAGGAAGCAAAGACAGUUUUUUGAACCAAGGUAUGUUCACCUUCAAGAAAACACUGACCAAUGAGACAGUCCAAAAUUGUAAUCUGAAUAUAAAUUUUAUUUCUUCAAGAGAAAAACAGCAUAAAUGUGAAUCAAAUGGAAAGUGUUUGCAACCUAACUUAUACUUUCUUAGUUAUAAUAAAAGUUAUAUCAUAGAAAACUCUUAUGAAUACAAGGAAUGUGGAAAAGCCUUCAAAAACAAGUUGUGUCUUAUUAGACAUGAAAAAAAGCACAGAAGGAAAAAAACUUUUGGGUGCAGUGAAUGUGGGAAAGCCUUCCAAAAGAAGUCUCAUCUCAUUAGACAUGAAAAAAAGCAUACAAGGAAAAAAAUAACCUUUGAAUGCAGUGACUGUGGGAAAGCCUUUAACAGUAAGGGACACCUUGCAGCUCAUCAAAAAAUUCAUAGUGGAGAGAGACCCUUUGUGUGCAGUGAUUGUGGGAAAGCUUUUACGCAUAAAGCACAACUCGUGGUCCAUCAGAGACUCCACACUGGAGAGAAGCCUUAUGAAUGUGGUCAAUGUGGGAAAUCAUUCACCUGGAACUCUUCCUUUACUCAGCAUGUGAAAUCGCACACACCCGAGAACUCAUUUGAAUGUAAGGAGUGUGGGAAAAGCUUCAAGUACAGUUCAUCCCUUUAUAAACACUCCAGAAUCCAUACAGGCGAGAAACCAUACCGAUGCAGAGAAUGUGGCAAAGCCUUUGCAGACUCAUCAGUGUUGGUCAUGCAUCAGAGAAUUCAUACAGGCGAGAAACCCCACGGGUGCACUGAAUGUGGCAAAGCCUUCAUCAAGAGAUCACAUCUCCUUAAACAUUACUCAACUCACAGCAGAGCAACAAAAUAAAUGCAACACAUGUGCGAAAUCUUUUAACUAGAAGACACAUCUUAUUCUCCAUCAAAGAAGUCAUAAAAACAAGGGAGCUUUGUAAAUGUGGGAAAACUUAAAAUUAGCCUUUUACUGAAGCAGCAAAGAAUUCAUCAUGAGAAAAACCCUAUCAGUUGAAUAAAUGUGGAAAAGCAUGUUCUGAAAUUCAUGUUCUGUAAGUGAUAUUACUAAUUUUAUUGAAAAGAUUGCAGAAAAUUUUGAGCUACAGACAACUUUACAGUAAAACUGAGGAAGUUGUGAAAAAAAUUGAAUAAUUAAGGCAUCAGACUGACUAUAAUUGCAUGUGUACACUGCCCCGAUUUAUGAUUUUUACACAAUUUAUACAAAUGUCUGCAUUGCUUAAGAAAUUUGUAUAACCAUGGGUUUGAAAUAUAUGCUAUGCACAUUAUACAAAAUUUUAUCUGUUGUAACGAUGGUUGCAUAACAUUGUGAACGUACUUAAUGCCAAUGAAUUGUACACUUAAAAAUGGUUUAGAUAGUACAUUUUAUGUUCUGUAUAUUUUGAUACAAUAAAAAAUGUAUAAAUAAAACUUGA
Delphinapterus leucas (beluga whale) is the source of this 3542-nucleotide messenger RNA. RefSeq lists its product as uncharacterized. NCBI's taxonomy places the organism in Eukaryota, Metazoa, Chordata, Mammalia, Artiodactyla, Monodontidae. The record is from RefSeq and is a predicted model, not a curated record. Gene Ontology annotation, biological process: regulation of DNA-templated transcription.